GUCUACUUCUUUGAAGAAACUCAAUCACUGAAGAUACAGUGUGAAAGUCUACAACAACGAGUUGAUAUUUUAACCCAAGAAUUAUCCUGCCGAGAUGAAGAAGUAGCCAUGCAUCAAAAGGUAUUAAAGUGAAAUUGUAGAAGGGUUUUGACUUUUGGAAAUUUCCAUCUGUACUAUAGUUUAUAUACUGGUUAUAAGCCUAAGUGUAAAUGGCCAAAAUCCUGAUCAUAAAUUGAAAUGUCUUUAGUCUUUACUCUUAAUUUAGAUUUUGCAUUUUUAGUAGUUGCUGUAAUGAACUUUUAUAAUUACAUUUGUUUCCCGUUCACAAAUUACGAAAUGGUUGACAAUUGUAAACAAGAAAUAGAAAAGAAAUACUAAAACUAAAAGUUGAACAUAUUUAAUUUUAAUUACGAAAUUUAUUAAUAUUUAAAAUUAAUGGCGAAAUUUCGCCAUUUUUGUCUGUUCCUGAACUGGUGAAGAUCCGUGCUUCCUGUUCGUUGAUGUUUUGUAACUCCAUACCAUGGAAAACGUCAUUAAAUUUCAGGACAGUCAUUCUAGUGAGUGUUGUUCAUCCCCAAUUUCGUGUUGUUUACAAAAUUUCAAUCAAAAAUUGGUUUUCCGCCAUCUUUAGAAAGUGCCAAUGUGCCCAGAUGCGCCCUAAGUGUUAUUUUACUCAGUCCAGGCCAAAAUUCAUGUGGACACCCAAUCUACUUUUGCAAAAUCCUAACAAACAGCUAAAACUUAACUUUUUUAAUUUGUGAUGCUGACUUAAACAAUCGUGCACACACGCACAAAUUUCAAGGUGUAAAAUGUUGUGUAUUGCUAUUUGCAGGAAAUAGACAACGAGAGACAGGCUCGUGCAGAACAUGAUUUUAUGGCGCAGAAACUGAUUAUAAAAGUUGAAGAAUUGCAAUCUCGAAUACACAAUAAAGAUUUUAAAUCUGAGCAUUACGAUGAAGAGCUGUGGUAAGUAGCGACGACAAACCUGCUCUCCGUGUACGCAAGGAAAAGUUGAAAUCUUUCUAAAUUUUAUACAAGUACUAAUUACCUCAACAAAUGCAUAUUAAAUCACACAGAAAACUAAAUUAUAUCCUUUUAUUCAAUUACCGGUAGUUAUUUCAUAAGUAAAAUUUAAAUUAAACUUUUCCCUGCGUACACGCACGUAUGAAAAACGCUUAACGGGAAAGCAGCCUUUUUAGGGAAAAUGUUUCCAGUUGCGUAAAUAUAAGAAUUAUUUUUACUUGAACGAAAUAAUUGGUAGAUCGUGUAGACGCUCUACUAAUUGAGUAUCAGGUGACAAGUUUUACUUACGUAGGAUUUUAUUAGUUUUGAGUUUGCUGUCAUAACUGAUUACGUUCACUUUCAUCUUGUGAUCAUCAAGAUAUUGAAAAAUAAGGAAUCGACGUAAAGAAAUCGUUGUUUCAACUUUCGCUAAGUUAUCCGGUUAUGUAAGAAAUCAAUGUUUCACCUUUCGCUAUCACUAUACAACACGUGUUUAAGUUUCACUUUCACUAUCGCGUAUUAAGCCUGGUUUCCAUAUAGUCGUAAUGCUCGUAAAAAUAAAGUCACGAUCUUUCUCGACAGCCAGUUUAUAAUAGUUUAUACCUGUAAACCACAUAUAAAUCAUAAGUAUUCUCUAGUUAGAAUCACUCCGCGUAUUUUCAGUUCUAAAAUGUUGUAUUUCGGCUGAUGAGAAAGAUCAUGACUCAAUCUGUACGACCAUAUGGAAAGCAGGCUUUACCUGAACCUUUAUGUAUAUAUUUUGAUGUAUAGUGAUCGUCAAGAUAUUGAGAAAGAAGUUAUGUAUUUACGUAAAGAAAAUGUUGUGCUCGAGGCUUCAUUGAACAGUAAAACAAAUGAGAAUGUUGAAAUUCAGAAAGAGGUAUUUAUAGCAUAGCACUCCUCCCCCUCCCCCUUGUUCUUAAACCGGUAACCGCUUGACAUCUGAAGCCCUGAUCAAACGAGGAUGAGAGUACAAGAGAGUUGGCAGUCACACAACAGUUGUUCUUAAUGCUUUCCCAACACUAUCAUGAUUGUAUUUUAUGUUAAAAGUAGUUGGAACACUAAACCUUAAUUUUGUUAAUCUAGAGCUUGUCAGCUUGAAAUAUGCUCUGUAACAUUGCGUGACUACCAACUCUCACUAUCUAGUAUUGGCAUGCUCGAUGGGGAAAUUAUUUGUAAGGCGUAGUAAGAUUUCUUGAUUUAAAAAUCCUCUUUUUUCUUGAUUGAUUUCUAUAAAUUAGUAGAUGAUUUUCGGUAAUCGAUUAUUUUAAAAUUUGAAUUUACCCCUUGAGCAAGCUAAUCAGUUAAUUGUUCAAUUUAGUUUGUAUCUACAACGUAAUCUUUUUCUUUUUGGUGGGACUUAGUUAUAAAUGGACUUAUGUUCUGUUGUCCUUACCAUCUAUCUUCAUUUAUGAUUAUAAAACUCAUUAAUAAUUCAUGAGGAAAAUACAAAAGAAAUGAAUGUUUAAUCAAUGUUUAAUCCAGGGCAUUUUUUAACUAUAUAACUGGGGGGGCCAAAGCCCCCCCAGUCCCCAUGGUGGCCCCCCCCCACUCAACCAUUUUGGCCCCCCCCCCAGACAAAGUCCCUUUUCUCUAAAAUAUAAGCAAAACAUGGAAUUUAGAAGGGAGGUUUGAUAUUCUAGUAACUGAAAUUUGCUUUGUGAAUCUUAUGUCCUGUCUUUUAUGUUUAAUAAAUACCUUAUUAGAUUUUAAACAUUUCCCAGGCAGUGGAUUGCAUUUCCCAGACCCUAUAGAUUUGAGUUGUUGGACAAGUUAGUGACCGCAGGGGGCAACAGGCUCUCAACCAAGUGUUUUAUAAGGGGAGGGAGGGGGAUAAUUUUGGCCCCCACCAAAAAAAAAAUUUGAUUUCGAAACUAGAAGUAUUUGAAAUCAUAUAUACAUAUAAUCAAAUAUCUGUAAUCGAUAUUUUGAUAACAUUUCUCGUAAUAAUCCAUCCUUACUCGCGGAUAUCAUAGACUCACAAAUCAUAAUGAACGAAUUAAUGAAAGGGCCUAACAAAAGACGUAUAGAAGACUUUGAAAAUGCCAUUUCCGACGAUUUAGAGACGCACACUUUUCAAAAUUUUUCCGCUCUGUGCCAACCAUGGUGGCGCUUCGUGGGAGUCGGGAACUCUAAGUUUAUCAAGCUGGCUCCCUAAGUGACGGCCAAGUUGUGGUAUCUACAUAAACAUACUAUGCAAGUCAGCAAGUACUUAACUGAAGGUUCAGUCUAUCUACAGCAUAAUGUAAUGCUGUAUAUCCAAAAAUCUGUUUCAGAAAAUGCAGGGAAUUGCAGUCAUAGGGGUAGAAAAAUACAAAAAUUUUCUGGGAGAGAAAACUUCAGACCCUCUCCAGGGGGGGGGAGGGGGGCUGGGGAGCUGCAGCCCCUAAUAAUUUGCUAAUAAUCAUUCAUUUUUCAAAAUCAUGCAGACCUUUAUCAUUUAAUCCAUGACAAACUGCAAAGAAUGAAGAUAUUACCCAUACUUUCCUGCAACUUAUCCAAUAUAUCGUUAAUUAAAUACGCCUUCGCCCAUUUAGUACUACUGAAUUCUAAAUUUCCACAUACUAAAAACGCUGUUUUCUGACAAUCAGAAAUCUGUCAAAUCUUCCCCAAAGUCCAGGAAAUGGCAUUUCAGAGACUCUAAAUUUAAAAAUUUCCUCGGGCCUUCGGCCCUCGCUUUCAGCCCCCCCCCAAACGAAAAGAGCUUCCUACGGCCCUGCUCUUCCCCCCCCCCCUACUAUUAAAUUCGAUACCGCACCAAACUUUUGUUACCAACAAACCAUCUAUCAUUGCUCCACACUCGGUAUAGUAUGGUCCCUUUUUGUAGAUGGCCCCCCCACUGACGAAUUCUUAAAAAAUGCCCUGGUUUAAUCAAUGUUUAAUCUCGCCUUCGGCUCGAGUUUGUAUAUCAGAUAAAGAUCGGCUGCUCAUGUUUUAUCUAGUACUUGUUAAGCAAUUAAAAAAACAACUCUCUGUCUCAUUCUUGUUUGGCUAAAGGCUGGCACAGUGACUCCUCUCCGUUACUCCUCUAAAUGAGCAUGAAUCUUUUCCCUGCUGCAGAUGGUGUUCAAACAACCUCUGAUGUUGUUUUUACUCCACUCUUUAUAAAAUUCUAAACUGUACAUCUGUUAGUGGCUAAUAAGCAUGACAAAGUGCGCAUAUGAUGUGAAAAUAGAUAAAAGUUUAUUUUAAGUUCGUCCAGGCUCCAUGCAUGCAUAUACACUACUGUAUCUUGUGGCUCUAUCUCAUUUGUUAUAUAAAUGAUAACCAUAUAGCGAACAUUAUUUGUCCUUAGGUGCAGUCAUGUAAGCAAACAUUGGCGCUUCUGAAACAAGACAAAGAAUAUCUAAAUAAACAAUUGACUGAAGUCACGACAAAAUGUAAAGUAUUUGAAGAACAAGUUAUUGUUCUUAAUCAAGAACUUGGAAAAAUAAAACAAGACAGAGAAGAAUUGUAUGAGAAAUACAUUUCUGUAAGGUAUGUAAUGUAUAUGUAAAACUUUAUUUAAUGACGCUAUAGCCUUGUCGACAGCAGGCGUCGCUAUAACACAAGAAAAGGAUAUUUACAAAGAAAGAAAAAUCGGUCGUAUAUUAAGAUCUAUAAUUGAUUCUAUCUAACAAUAUAAUUGUUUUACAAAAUUUUUGAAAGAGUAAAUAUUGAUUGCGCUAUUCCAAAGUUUAACACCACUGUACUUAAAGCUUUUUUUAAGAAAUUCGCGUCUCGGUUUAGGAAGGGCCAGAUCAGUGUGAGCAUUUCUGAGGUCAUAAUUAGUUUGUAGAGAAUUCCUCCUCAUCAAUAACUCUUUCAAAUUUGAUGCACUACAAUCGUUCACAAUUUUGUAUAAUAAUGUUGCCUUACUCAUACCUCGUCUUGAAUCUAAAUUUUCCCAUUCAAGAGCCCGAAGAACGUCAGCAGACCUGAUCUCAUUAAAUAAUCCUUUUAAUGUCGCAUAUAUCGAACAAAACGUUUGUUGUCAAUAUCAUUAUCAGAUAAUAACUUGCUUACCCGAGAGAAUAUAAAUCCUAGCGUGGUUUAUAUUUUUUGCUGAUCGACCUACCUUGGUGCGACUGUAUCUAUAGGAGUCCAGAAUGAAAGGUAGCUAUCUAGCUUUUGUGUUAGGAACCAGUAUAGGACGCAAGAAAACGGACGUGCCUUUGACGGAGCGUAUAUCUGAAAUAGCUGGCAGAUCUCCAGAUAAUUGUUUAUUUGCAUGCAGGACUCCUUCUCCAUCAGAUAACAGCUCUUAUGUGCAUGCUGGUCUACAUGUUUCGUCAAGCUUUGAUUAAUUCUAAUAUUCUAUAGAGUCUUAGUUAGAGCGUGGUUAGAGCCAAUGUUGUUGCACGAUGAAUAUGUAAAGGAUAGUAUAAUAGCGUUCAUUUCAAUUCGUUUGUUCACACAGGGCUGUAGCUACCCAGGCUUUAUACAACCGGUUCUAUAGAAACCAGGCAUGAGAGCCAGGGGCUGGUUGAACAGGAUAUUUCUCAGUGGAUCCUCAGUGUCUCUUAGGAAAUUGGGUUGACCCAACAUCCAUUGUACUUAAAAAUGGAAUAGAAAUGUUGUUCUCUUCUAGAGAGAAGUAUAAAUCUGAAUACGAAAUGAAGUUAAGAGAUGAACUGGAUGUAAUUACAACAAAGACAAAUACUGAGUUGGAUAAAAUUAAAAAUAAUACUAAAGAAAUGUAUGAGAGAGAAAACAGGUGAGAAGUAUAAGACAGUAAAGAUAUAGGUAUGGUUUCAACUACCUAAAAAGAAAAAGAGUAAGCCUAGUACUAAUAUAUUACCUUCGGCUGCACAGGAUACAAACACAUUAACGGUUUGUAUAUAUUAGUUUCCUAUAAACACAGUUAGUAACCUCGUGUCUAUAGUGUUGUUUUAGUCCAUAUCUUGGAUUUCUCAGGACGUUUCGGACAUUUAUAUCGUCUUAUAGUUUCUAACUUUAUUCUUUGUAAGAAACUUAGUAUUUCUUCUUUUCGAAUGUUCAAUGCAUGUCAAUGUCAGUUUUGCAUAACUUGUAAAGUAUAUUAUAAUAUUUGUAAUAAGACGUCUCGAUGCAAAAGAGCCAUGUAUUUUUUAUGAUUUUUCCACCAUGUAUUUUUCAUAAAUUUUCAAUGAUUAAUUUCCCAAUGAAAUUUUACAGAGCCAUUUUUUACUAAUUUAUUCUUCAAAAAUUUAAAAUCUUAGAAACUUGAGAGAAGCAAGAGACAAUGCACUUGCAGAAAAAGACAGAGCUGUACAUGCUGAACAACAGAUGACGUCACGAUAUGAACAGGUGUUCCAAGAGUAGGUAUUCCAACCAAGACUCGCAGGUUUUGUAGUGUUAUAGUGUAAUUAUCUGCAUCUCUGAUCUAGUUCCAGUCUUCACUAAGAUAAAAGAUCUGUACUUACUAGAUUGUUACCCUAUUAAAGGACUGGCACGAGUAUUGACCUUUUGCCGUUAUGGAGAACUUAGUGAAGUCGACAUUGUGGUUUAGAUUUUGGUUGAGAAUGUGGGAACUGUUGCUCACAAAUGUUUUCCAUUUGUUCCCUGAACCUACACACCUGACCCCCUAAAAAUAUAACAUAUUUGUCUGCAGAAUAGUCAUGAUCGCGAAUUUAUAAGUAACUUGUGAUAAAAAUUCUGAUAAAGUAUGCAAACAUAACUUUCCUGCAUGUUUAAAAGAUAAGGAUCUUCCUGAGACAGUCCACUCGACGAUUUUAUUUAUUUUAACUCAAAUGUUAUAAAAUAAUUGAACAGGAGUCAACUUAUACAAAAUAUUUAAAACUGCUGCUUCAACAAGAAGAACGGACAUGAUAAUAAGCGAACUGUGAACAUGCAACAUUAAUUACAAUUCAAAUACAGUAGUCAAGCAAGACUGUUCAGCAGGCAAGCAAGACUUUUCAGUAGUCAAGCAAGACUUUUCAGUAGUCAUGCAAGACUUUUCAAGAGUAGUCAAGCAAGACUUUUCAGUAGUCAAGCAAGACUUUUCAGUAGUCAAGCAAGACGUUUCAGUAGUCAAGCAAGACUUUUCAAUAGUCAAGCAAGACUUUUCAGUAGUCAAGCAAGAUUUUUCAAUAGUCAAGCAAGACUUCUUUUCAGUAUUCAAGCAAGACUUUUCAGUAUUCAAGCAAGACUUUUCAGUAGUCAAGCAAGACUUAUCAGUAGUCAAGAAAGACUUAUCAGUAGUCAAGCAAGACUUUGCAGUAGUCAUGCAAGACUUUUCAGUAGUCAUGCAAGACUUUUCAGUAGUCAUGCAAGACUUUGCAGUAGUCAUGCAAGACUUUGCAGUAGUCAUGCAAGACUUUUCAGUAGUCAUGCAAGACUUUUCAGUAGUCAUGCAAGACUUUUCAGUAGUCAUGCAAGACUUUUCAAUAGUCAGGCAAGACUUUUCAGUAGUCAUGCAAGACUUUUCAGUAGUCAAGCAAGACUUUUCUGUAGUCAGGCAAGACUUUUCAGUAGUCAAGCAAGUUGAUGGGCGGGCGGCACACAUGACCGACAACUCGGCAUCAGAGCUGGCAGAGCACUUCCUCCCCCCUAUCAGAUCAUGCUGGAUCCAUCCCUGUCUUAGGAUGACCCCAGGAAAUGAAUUCUUUCAUCGUAACAAAAUGUGUUUUUUUGCCAGAUAUAGAGAGCUGCAGGGAGCAUCUGACAGCAAGGUGACAGAACUACACAGUGAUUUAAAACUCAAACAAUUUGAGUUGGAUCGUUUACAAAUGUUAUACGAGGAAACAUCGCAAAGUUUAAAACAAGCUAAUGUUGAUACGACGAAAUAUCAACACAAGUUAGAGGUAGGUCACUUUGUACGUUGUGUUAAUGUUUUCUCAUGUUUGCAUUGUACGUUGUGUGUAAGCCAAGCGUGUCUUAGUAACCUUUUGUGUUAGAAGCUAUAUAUAUACGCAUACUCAUUUGACAUUAAAAACACUGAAAAUCGUAAAAUAUGGCCAAUCAUGUAUAUUAAAACCAGUGGCGCGGUCACUUGGGAGAUCCCUCCCCGACCCCCUAGUGCUCGCCGGACUAAAACAUACACAUUUUGUCCUUCAUUCACCAACUGGAAUACUUGGUUUGAUAUCACGUGAUACAAGGGACAUGUUUCCAUGCAUAAUUCCUGACACAUUACCGUUUUGGCACAAAAACGUCUUUUCGUGCGUUGGUUUAAUCUACAGUCCACAUAGCCUAGUCCCAGGCCUUCCCGCGUGACUGGGUCAGUUUUCAACCACGCAAGAAGGCUUAGCGAAAUUUGUGAACUUGGUUUUAGUCCUAAAUUCAUAACCUUGCCUGAACUGCCAGUGCGUGUAUUUCCUUCGGUAUCGAAAUAUCUUCAUUGUUCAUCUCAAACACAGUUCAUACUCAGGGCCGCUCGAAGGGCAAAAAUUGUUCCACGAAGAGUGACUUGUGCUACGCUUCGCUGACCGUCUCUCCCCAGCGUGCCUAGCAUCGCGGAAGCGAAAAGCAUGCGGGAACUAGACUGCAGUCCACACUACCCAUUGACACGGGCUUAAGAGCUGGUAUGCCUGAAUUUAGACACUUAUUGUGCAGUCAAACCUGUUAACUUUAUGAAAUGGGUUAUGAAAAUAAGUCUCUGUCUACUGUAUCUUCUUUAUCAGGUUUUAAACAAAGAGUUCUACACUUUGCAAGCAUCUACUGACAAACAGAUUAAUGAACUACAGUCUACGAAUACUGAUGCAACGAAGAAACUUUCAAUAUAUGAGAAACUGGAACAAGAACUGGAUGACGUCAUAUUACAGGCAGCUCAAUGUAGGUAUUUAUGUCAAUGAAGAUGUAUCAGAAAUUAUAGCGUCAAAUUAGAAUUAUUAUUAUUGUUUUCAUACGGAGUCCAUUUCACAAAAUGUGCUCUUCCAUGGAGCCAUGCACACUAAAAUAUCGACAUAGUACAAUUACAAUUACUAUUACGAUGACUGUGAAGUGUAUAAGAGCUGUGAAAUAGAAAGAGUUUUGAUUUUUGUUUACUCUUCAAGCUACUAAAAAGUGUUGCCAAAGAAGCGUAAUAGCCUUCUCCGCAGGUAUCUUUAUGCGUUUUAGCCUGCGAAUGGGUGUUCGAAAAAAAUAUUUCUCCCGAGAGAUGCUUGUGGAUGAAGGUAGAAGCGUAGUAUUGCCGUUUGUAACUAUCCCUCUCUAAUAGACACCCCUAUUAAACGCCCCUCUUCAUCAUUUACGUUCAUUAUUUAGUGGAAAGUGAAGUGGAUGCAGAGAGAGUAUUGUUUGCGUAUGGUUAUGGCGCUAAUGUACCAAGUACUGCCAAGAGAAGGAUGCAACAGAGGUAAGAUGAAAUUGCUGGCUGGCAAUCAAAACUAUGGAUCACAUUGUCAGCCUCAAUUUCAAGCUGUUGUUUCAUUUGCACCAAAGAGAAUUUGGAAAGUGUCUAUUUUAGUUUUUAAUGAGUGUUCCCACUUUAGAAUGUUCUGAACAUUGAAGUAUAAGCAAAAAACCCACAACAAAAACAGAACUAAGGGUUAUGGCAAUUCAUCUACCAACGGGCUUUCACAUCUUUUUCAAGCUGGCAAGCAUCAACCACUGAUUUAUACUAUAACUAUACUAAUCAGUAUGUCUAAGCAAACGUUAUUGGUAUCAACAUUGAGGAAUUCGUACUAAUAUAUCCGCAAUUCCAAGUCGUGUUUCGGAAUGAUAGGGACACAACCACCUGAAAAAUACAAGGAGAAGUGCCUUCGCUCGAAACGGUCCAAGUUCUCCUUGUAUUUUCAGGUACCGUUGUAUCCCUAUAAAUCCGAAGCUUUCCUAUUAUAAUUAUUGCCACUACCUACACUGGCACAAACCGGUCAAGAUUAUUUCCAAGUCAACAUCUAUUUGGUACCCUAAUUUGCUUAACAUAACUAUUAACAUUAUUUCCAUUGAUGAAAAUCUGGAUUUACGGGUCGAAAGCUUCGCCAAAUAAAUAAUAUUAUAAUCAUUGCCAACACAAAUAAUUAGUGAUUUCUGUAUUAUUAAUUUCUAUCUCAUCAAGUAUUCAUCUUGCUCGUCGUGUGUUGAAGUUAGAGAGAAUGAAUACAACAUUGCAAGGACAGCUGGAGGACGAGAAAAGGAAGAGAGAUGAACUUUUACAAGAGGUAAAGGGUUGCUUUGUAAAAACCACCAAUAUAACUUGUUCUAGCUCUCAAUUUAAGAUACUCAUGUAAAUUAUUCAUAACUCUAACCCCAAUCCAUGCAUUUACCUUAACCCUAAUUCGUACUUUAAUCUUAUUCUUACAAUUGCAAAUGUUACAAUUAUUGUUGAAAUUUUUGUCAGCCCUAUAUGGAUACCAGCCAUGUGUUGAAUAGGCCAACUUGCAUGUAUAAAGUUUACCAUGCCAUGCCAUGACCAUGACCAAAAGUUGUGCAUCAAUGUUGUGACGUCAUUUCGGUAUAUAUUUACACGGAAGUGAACAACAAUCUUAAAAAUCUUCAUUGCACGAUAAAUUCCUUGUAGUCGAUGAUAAAUUAUGUACUUCAUAUUGGCUAGCGCCACGUUUUUAUCCGUUUAUUAAAGUAUUAAUUAAUAUUCUUCAAGGAUUUUUGUAGAUGGAAAUUCGAGCGCAAGAUUAUAAUUUACACCUAACCAGGAGCAGCUGCGAAAAAUGCAACUAUAGAGCCUCUGGCAGGAAUCCAACCUGCGGGCUACAGAGCUCUAACCAACUGAGCUACAGAGUCCAGUUUGUCGAGCUCUAAGUUCUUGUAUACAUAUACAAAUUUAGUAUUUUUACACAUUCAAGUGAACAUAACAAAUCCUACAAAUUGGUCAAAUUUGACGUAUUAAGCUGUUAUAUUCACCUUAUAGGUGAAUAUAACAAAACCGAAAUUUUCAAAAUGGCGGCUAGCCGUUGUGUGGCCAUUAUACUGAUAAAGAAAUAAGCAAAAUUAAAAUAAACUCAGUCCCAAAAACACAAAAAUACUAAAACAAUUAUUCGCCUCAGGCUCGGUGAUUAUCGGGGAAUAUUCACCUGGACUUCGUCUUGGCGAGUAUUCUCCGAUAAUCACCUCGCCUUCGGCGAAUAAUUGUUAAAUACUGUAUAUACUGGGUGGUGCCAUUAUAAGGUAUGGGUAAAUAUCGUUAUUUUUUGUCAAAAAUUGUAUAUAAUCUUACGCUCGAAAUUUCCAUCUACAAAAAUCGUUCAUCUCUUAGUUAUAUCGAGCGAGAUGGUUCCCAGCAUUACUACACCGUCUGCUGUUGGUUUCUGACCGUUCCAAGAAGACUCGGUCAAAUAUGGAUAUACAAGUCUGUCGACUUUCCAUAUUUGUAUCGCGAAAUGACAUCCUCAGUUCACAAAACUUCAUUUCAAUUUCUAGCUGUCGAAUACAACGAAUAUUCUGAACGAGGCCCAACAACCUUACAAUUAUCUUAUUGAAAGUAUUCGAGUAAGAGAUUCUCAAAUUAAAUCUUUGCAAGAAAAUAAUACUUUGCUCGAAGAAGAUAUCAGGUAACCAACUCUCUAUUAACAGAUAAUGUAUAGAAACUGUCUUAAGGUGGCACUAACCCCAAAGUAAUAUGAUUUUGAUAUGUGUAAUAAUUGGGUCAUCCUAAGAAGAGAUAUAUCUUUAAAGUGAAAAACCUCACUCGGUCAACUUGCUUCCAAUCAAGCUACCGGCUAUCAUCGAUGUCAAUCAUGUCAGUUCUUCACCCUUUGCUUCGACAAUCCGUUCAGGGGCGGAUCUAGGGGUGAUCAGAGCGAUCACGCGACUAAGGUAAAAAUUGGGCAGAAAGUUGUUAAAUUAAAAUAGCAGUCCAGUUAUCAAACUUCGCGCAGUGUAUUGUAUUGAAAGUUUAACAGUCCAGUUCUAAGAUAUCAUCCAGUAGCAAGGCCUUCGAACAUGAACGCGCAGAAAAGCGGUCUUAUAUUACGCAUGAGUUUUGCACGCUCUGAGUCAGAUUCCAGCCAUCUGAUUGGCUAUCUCGAUUUUUGCGCGAUCUGUGGGGAGUUCUGAUCGCUAAAGCGAUCAGGGGCUCGAAUACAGGCUAUCCGAUUGGCUAAUUCAAAAAAUCCUCAAUUCCCGUUGGCUGGAUUUUUUUGAUCGAUCAUACCGUUCAGGCUAAUAGUAUGCACGGAAAGGUCUAUGACGUUGCUGGAUCUUUCUGAUCAAGCAGCAGUAUUUAUGUAAAAUUGACUGAAAUAUUAUGUAAAUUUCGUCUCUUAUUAUUAUACGCGUACCCGCCGAUUUUAUAGCAUGUGCGUGUUAUGGCAAUCGGAAAAUUUAUCAGAAGUUCUAAACUAAUACUAGCCAUGUCUGUUGGUAUUUACGAAACCGCAAAGGCUGCUUUAGAGAAAGAUGAUCGACAAUAUCUUAACAAUAUUUUAAAGAUAUGUAACCGAAGCGUUCCAUUAAAGACUUAUUGUGCGCUGUGAACAACACAUAGCAUCAUAGCUGUUGUAGGCUGUAGUGAUUGCGCGUCUGUACCAUAGAUAUCUUAUAUACACUAGAUAGCGCAUCUCUAUUAGUAAAACUGAAGCCAAGAAUAUUCCAGCGGUUACCCCCAUUUGAAUAGAUGGCGGCCAUGUUGGUCGUUCCCACUCGCUAAUAAACGCUUAAAAAUAACAAUAACUUUCAUCAUUUGAAUAGUUUAAAAAUGUAUUUGGUAUAGGUUUUACUAAAUGUUUAAGUUGCCUGUUUAAGAAAUAGAAAAUAUACGAAUCUUCUCAUUUCAUGGGAACGACCUGAGACUGCAAUCACGGCUUCAAUUUUUGAAUUGCAGAAUAACUAGAUGCGCUAUCUAGUGUAUAUAAGAUAUCUAUGGUCUGUACGUAGUAAGAGAUGAAAUUUACAUAAUAUUUCGGUCAAUUUACAUAAUACUGCGGCUUAAUACAAGCAGUUUCAGUUUGUUUAUACUUUGUUUAUGCCUCUUGUGGAAUGUGGGCUUUAUAUAUUGAUCAGAUACUUAAUAAUACUGUAUUAUUUAUGCCUAGUUGUCUAGUAUAUUAAAACUACAAACACAUGACAAUGUGGCAUGGCUUUGUGUAAUACGAUCUCUGUGAAUACUUAUUCAUGGCACAUGUUUCUGCUAUGAAUAAAACUCGAGAAGCAGUGAUUUAAACGUGGAAAUUCUAUUCCUGAGAAUUAACAAUCAAUCAAAUGUUUUAUAAAACUACAUCGCUAUAUGGAGUUAUGUGUUUCCUAGGCAUGCUGACGAGCCCUGAAUUGGGCGAAACAGUAAUUUUUCACGUAACAUUUUUUCGUAAAACUGGAUACAAAUUAAUUCGCUUUGCGACCCCCCCCCCCGUUAAAAGAAUCCCCCCCCCCUCGAUGUUCAGCAACGAAAUUUUUGACUAACGUACGAAAAAUCCUAGAUCCGCCCCUGAAUUAUCCGUUCGUGUUUCAAGAUCCGCCAAUGUAUCUCAAUACUAAUCGUAAUCAUAGCCGACAGAAGCCUCUGCAGAGGAGAGAGAUCUAAUGACAUGUUGUUGUUUGUAGAAAAUUACAGCAAGAGCAAGAUAAACUCGCUGAGAGUAAGAACAAAAUAACAGCGGAUCUUGAACGAUUACUAAACCAACGAGAGGUUCUUAUACUAUACGUAUAAAUAUCUGCUUCCUGUUCUACCUUUGUGAACAUACAUUAAUUAACCAUAAUUCUAAAAAUCUUUCUACCAAAGUACAGUCGCAAACAUCGUCCAUGCAAUGAAACACAUUAGGGCAUUAUAUUGACGGACAAAAAUGUAUUUUUGUAAAUUUCAGGAAUUGGGAGUUAUAAAGAAUGUUGUGCUAAAUUUAAGAUCUCGUGGUAAAGAACCUCCAAGCACUGAAACACGGACAUCUUCAGGCAAAAUGACAUCAUCAAAACAUCUUCCUCAUUCUAUACCUCCUUCGACACAAUUUGUAAGUAGCCACAGUUUUAUAUUAUGCGUUUAACAAAUACAUGUGUAAACAGGUGGAUUAUUCAAAGUAUGAUGAAUCCAAGAAAGCUGCGUCUUUUUGUUUCAUCCCUCCCCUAACUUAAGAAGACAAUUAUUUCAUAAAAUGACUAGGCAUUUUCCCACUUUCUACUCAAUUGUUCUACUGAUUAUGCAUCAAGAUUGAGGAGGAUGUUAAAAUGGAGGAUGUUAAAAUGGAAAUUGAUUCCCCGAGUUUCGACUUGAAUUAAAAACCUGGUUUUAGAUAUGGAUUUGGUUCAUCUGUGAAUUUCAAUAGACAAUAGGUCGAGUGUAGCCUCCUCCGCAGGCAUCUCUAUGGGUUUUAGCCUGCGAAUGGGUGUUGAAAUACUCUGGUGAGAUGCCUGCGGAGGAGGCUAAGGUCGAGUCUAUACGAGGCCACGAAUUUAGUUUGCUCAACAUAUAGUGAUUACCUCGUUGAAUUAGUAACCACAUAAAGGUUUGAUUCGUUCAAACUUCUGAUUAGUUCAAAGAGUUUCUGAUUAGAACCACAAAGUCAAAAAUGACGAGGAGAGUUUCGCACGGCUGAUGAAUAUUCCUCUUUACUAACUUUAAAUAUUCCUCCUCUCAUAAAAGUCCCAUGUUUGUUCCUCGCGAAUUAAAAAACAACUUUCUUGUUGUAGACGAAACAAGACACGCCAUUAUGGUACAAUAAACUGAAACACAAAUACUCAAAAUCAGACGGAUGACGCAAACUUUAUAUUGGAGGACACUUAAAGCAACUAUAGGGAGGUUUACCCAAGGCGCUGCCGACGUCAAAGACGACUUGAAAAUGGCGUGAUGUGCCCAUUUAUGGAUGUGCCCACGCCAUUUUCACGUCGUCUUUGGCGUCGCGUCGUCUUUGCUAAACCUCCCUAAUAUUAAAAUGUGGGUUUGUGUAAUAAGAGAUCUGCACGAACCGUACGCGGCACAUUUGUUGCCACGCGCAACGUCGGAUCAUUUUCAUGAACAAAUGUUGCAUUCUUUGUAUGCAAUGCAGGGCUGUGAGUACUCCGACAAUUAUAACGCGUUUAAUACCAGCUGCUCGUUGCAUUUGUUAUUUUGACCUGUAAUUAAUUACUUUUUUAAUUAUUACAAAAGGAACGCAUCCCUUCAUCAGAGAAAGUUAUUGGUUUUAACUAUUGUGGUGUCCCCGUCAUUCGUCACUUGUAUAAUAUUCUAUUUAUAUUGAAUGCAUUUCAUUCGUGUAAUUUUACCUGGCGAAGUUGAAUAAAGAAAAAAGAAAAAAACAACCGUUGUUAUCCUAACCUUGUGCUUCCACGGUUCCACCUUAUCUUCGUGAAUGUGGCAAUUUGGAUCAUUGAAAUAAAACCUAAUUUUCAUCACCACUGGCUUAUUUUCAUUCCUCUUACAGUAAUACAA
Paramuricea clavata is the source of this 15211-nucleotide messenger RNA. The record is from the annotation of a GenBank genome assembly. Lineage: Eukaryota; Metazoa; Cnidaria; Anthozoa; Malacalcyonacea; Plexauridae.